Messenger RNA from Henningerozyma blattae CBS 6284, 2301 nucleotides. RefSeq names its product metal cation transporter MSC2 (gene MSC2). Gene Ontology annotation, molecular function: zinc ion transmembrane transporter activity. Bases 1 to 2301 code for a protein of 766 amino acids. The record is from RefSeq and is a predicted model, not a curated record. The transcript has a single exon. Gene Ontology annotation, cellular component: membrane; Golgi apparatus. Gene Ontology annotation, biological process: intracellular zinc ion homeostasis; transmembrane transport; zinc ion transport. NCBI's taxonomy places the organism in Eukaryota, Fungi, Ascomycota, Saccharomycetes, Saccharomycetales, Saccharomycetaceae.
AUGAAUCUAGAGUCAUUUUUGGUGAAAGUUCCAUUGCUCUUAUCAUAUCCUUCAAUUCUAUUAUCAAGUACCCUAAUUCUGCCCCAUCAAUUCCAUCAAGAUAAAAUACGAUUUGCAACUUAUUUUACUACUUACCUAAUAAUACCUCUAUUUGCAGCCUCAUUACUUACCUCUAUUGUUUUCUUCUUAUGCAAAUUUCAACAAAAGAACGUCACAAAUGAUGGAAGUAGAGCCAAUAUACUUUGGCAACGAUGUGGUUUAGUUAUGUCUUUUGUAUUUUUCUUAGCGAGUACUGUUCUGGGGCCUGUUCAAGCCACAUGCCUAUCUGCCAUUGUUAUCGCUUCCUUUUUUCAUAGAUUAGGAUUAGUUGAUGAUGACUUAACAAAUUCUAAUAUGGAAGUCAGUUGGACCUUUUUGCUUGGAGGGCUGGGACCUCUUUGUGUUAUAAGCUUGCUUCUGGCCCAUUUGGAUGGGAAAACUCGUUCAUUGGGGCUAGUGGCUUUAGUAUAUUUAAUAGCUUUAUUAGGGUUAAAGAUAGGCGCGCCAAUGUUCUCCAGCUAUCUUUUUGAUGAGAUACAUUCAGUUAAUUAUGAACAUACCGAUGAUAACGAAGAGAAAUUAAGUAAAAUUCGUGGGAGUAAGAUGUUAUCACUGCAUCAUUUAUGCCUUUUACUUUGUCUGUGUUAUUUGGCAUUUUCAGAUUUUUCCACUACUAAUUUUAAUAUACAAUUUUCUAUGCUUUUUGUAUUCGUAGGCUGUAUUUGUGUGUUUUGCCUUUCUUUCUAUGAACUAUUAAUUACCGAAUGUGUUCAAGAUAGAUGCAUUUCAGUAAAUGGUGUUUCAAGAUAUUCAAUUCUAUGCAUUGGUUUAAUGUCAAUGGUUUUACAAUUCUUAUCAUUUAGUUCAAUUGCAGAAUCAAAUACCUUCAUUAGUGAUUGCUUAGUAGUAUCUUAUGUCAUUGGAACUGAAAUCAUCAGUCGUAUUAAAGGUAUUUAUGAAUAUACUUAUGAUAUUUCCCAAAUAAUUAUUCAAGUAGAAACCGAUCCAGUAACUCGUAGAAGAUCAAGAUCAAGAGUUGUUUCCCGUGUUGUAUCGCAUUCUCAUACUCACACUCAAGAUCAUAGUCAUUCACAUGCACAUUCUAAUAAUGAUACAAAUGGAAGUAUCUGGGCUCAAAUGGCCAAUGAUGAAGAUACAAGAUCGAUGUUUUCUUUCUUAUUAUUGAAUACCACUUUUAUGUUUAUUCAACUUUUAUAUUCUUUCCGUUCAAAAUCGUUAGGUUUAUUAUCAGACUCUCUGCACAUGGCUUUAGAUUGUACUUCUCUAUUGUUAGGGUUAUUAGCCGGUGUAUUGGCAAAGAGGCCACCAAAUGCAAGAUAUCCAUUUGGUUUAGGAUAUUUAGAAACACUGACAGGAUUUACUAAUGGUGUAUUGCUAUUGGGGAUCGUCUGUGGUAUAUUAACUGAAGCCUUAGGAAGACUAUUUAAUCCAGUCCAUCUUGAAGCGACAAGUGAAUUACUAGUAGUAGCAAUCUUAGGUCUCUUCGUAAAUUUAAUUGGCCUAUUUGCAUCUGGAGGCCAUGACCAUGGAUCUGACUCAUCAAAUCAAAAUAAAAGGGGUGUAUUCUUACAUAUUCUAGCCGAUACUUUAGGCUCAGUAGGUGUAAUUAUUUCAACUAUUUUGAUUAAAUUAACGCAUAUCCAUUUGUUUGAUCCAUUGGCUUCUAUCUUUAUUGGUAUCUUAAUCUUAGUCAGCUCAAUGCCGUUAUUAAAGUCCACAGUAUCAAGUAUUUUGUUAAAAUUGGGUGACAAGAAUCAUAAUUUAAUUAAAAAGGCGCUAAAUCAAAUUUCUUCAACCCCUGGUAUUACAGGCUAUACUACACCAAGAUUUUGGCCUCCAACUUCCAAUGCCCCUGCACACUCUCAUUCACAUGUGGGUGGUGCUAGCCAUUCUCAUGAUCAUGCUCAUAGCCAUGAUUAUGAUCAUUCUCAUAAUGAUGAACAUCAUAAAAGUAAUGAUAAAAUACAUGUCCACAAAAGACGCGGCGAUGGUGCAGUUCACGAUAAUGAUAUCCAUAUUGAUGUCCCUGUGGAGAAAAAAAAGUAUGCCUUAGUUGGUUAUAUUCAUGUUCAAUAUGCAGAAGGUGAGAAUUCUACAAUUAUUAAAAAGAGAGUGGAAAAAAUAUUUGAUUCUCUUAAUAUUAACUCUUGGAUUCAAGUUGAAUCAAACAACUCAACCUGCUGGUGUAGAGCAAAAUCCAUGCCAAGACAGGUAUCUGUUAAUGAUAUUCGCAAAAUAUAG